GGUCGACACCAUGAGGCAAUGGACGAAUAGCCAGCCCCAUCUACCCAAAGACACAUCGGAUGGCCUGCUCCUUCGGUUCCUACACAGCUGUUACUACGAUCUGGAGAAGGCGAAAACAGCUGCAGAGCUCUUCUUCACCAUCAGAGGAUCUUCACCAGAUCUGUUGAGUAACAGAGACCCAGAAUCGCCUGCUAUAAAGAAAACUUUUAGUAUAAUAAACCGAGCCCAGCUUCAUAUAUCAGGAAACAGGAACCUCUGGAUUUGGCAGCUUAAUGACCCGGGUCUUGAUAAUUACGACUAUCUCCAAGAUGCCAAGAUUUUCAUACUGACCACAGACGCCUGGUUGCUGGAGGACAGCACGCUGCAAGAAGCAGACAUAAUCCUCAUGGAUGCCAAAGAUAUAUCCUUAAAGAUGCUAACUAAAUUUAAUAUGUCCGUGGGAAGGCGGAUAUCGAGAUAUCAAGAGGAUGCGAUGCCGAUAAGAUUGAAAGAGAUCCACCUGGUAAACGUGCCCUCGAUCAUGGACAAACUGUUCGCUGUGAUGAAGCCUCUAAUGAAGCAGGAGAUCACCGAUAUGAUACAUUUCCAUACAUCCACAUCGAGUACACUGUUCCAGUAUUUGAGUAAGGAAGAUCUGCCAGAAGACUUCGGCGGCACGAAUGGAAAAAUGGCAGACCAUACGAAAGAUGCCCUCGAUUUGGUUAUCAAACACAGGGAAAAACUGAACAGCGAUUUAUGGAUGGCGGUGGGCAAAAAAUCAAAAAACAAGAAGGAGAAGGAAAAAAGUGCAGAAGUUACUACGGGUUUCCGGAGUCUUGCCAUUGAUUAGUAUUUAUUUCAGUACAUGAAAAUGUAUCAAAUUAUGCCUAAGCU
Messenger RNA from Hyposmocoma kahamanoa, 873 nucleotides. Its product is annotated as alpha-tocopherol transfer protein-like. The coding region runs from base 11 to 829 and encodes 272 amino acids. The transcript is spliced from 6 exons. Lineage: Eukaryota; Metazoa; Arthropoda; Insecta; Lepidoptera; Cosmopterigidae. Gene Ontology annotation, molecular function: phosphatidylinositol bisphosphate binding. Gene Ontology annotation, cellular component: membrane. The record is from RefSeq and is a predicted model, not a curated record.